UCUUGGUCCAGAUCUGAAUCGCUGUCUAUCAUCGUGAAUCAGAUACUAACCAUAUACACGAAGGAGGAGAAAUUGUUCUACAGCUUGAAGUAUCUUGAUUAUGAUGAUGAAGAGAUACAUCACACACAAGUCUAUCAAUUGUUCGAAGAUGAGGAGAAAGAGUGGUUGAUGGUUCGACCAUCAUAUCCACCACAUUAUCAGGAGCGCCAAGUCCGUAAAAUCGAGGCUGACCAAGCACCUCUUGUUGUCGUUCAUGGCUCUUGGAAAGUAGGAGACUUGGUUGAUUGGUGGAAAGAUGACUGUUUCUGGUGUGCAACGGUUUUGGCAGCAAAAGUGAAAGAACCAUUACAGAUUGAGUUGUUUCCACCACCACUCGGUGAAGGAGAAACUUAUGCAGCUUUGCAUAAGGACGUGCGUCCAACAUUGGAUUGGUCACUUGAAGAUGGCUGGACAGUGCCUUCUGUGGAUGGACGGAAAAGUCAAAGUGUUAAACUUGUGAAACGUGAGAAAGGAGUAGAUCAUGUACCCCAAGGUGUUUGCCAAACUGGAAAAAAGCAAACAGAGAAAGCCAAGAGGCAGAAGACAGAGAGAGCCAAAAGAAGAAAGACAGAGAGAGCCAAGAAGCAGACGACAGAGAGGCACACGCAACAGACGACCGAGAGAAGCACGCAGCAGAAGACAGAGGGAGAAUGCAGCAGCAAGUGGAAGGCAUUGGAGAAAUUCGACAGAAUAUUGAUGAGUCAGAUUCAGUUGAAGCUGCAGUUUUAUGACUUGGAAGAGCUCAUCGUUAGAAUUGAGUGGAUAAAAAAGAUGCUAAGCCCAGAUGUUGGAGAAGGCUCAACGUGGAAAUACCAAGAUUACCGCCCAUCUUCCAAGGGAAUGUGAAUUCAUAGUGGUGAUAGGUUUAGGACGUGAAACUGCUAGUGAAGUUUGACGAAGAACCGAUGUGAAAUGGGAAAGAGGCGUAGAGUUUUGUACAACAACCAGAAAAGACAUGAUGAUGUAUAGGUUGUUGUAUAAUAUUUUUCCAAGCGCCCUAAGAGCAUCCUCAACCCAUAAAUGCUUAAAUGAGAGUGCUUAAGAUUUUUUUUGAUUUUUUUAAUUUUUUUUUUUUUUGGUUUUCUUAAAAAAAAGAGAAAAAAAAAGAAGCCACUUACGGGCCGCCACAUGUUAAUGGGGCCCGCGAAAAGAACAAGCACUCUGGCUCACCGUAGCUUAAUCAAGCGUCUCUGCUUCUCUU
Messenger RNA from Raphanus sativus (radish), 1240 nucleotides. RefSeq lists its product as uncharacterized. The coding region runs from base 169 to 885 and encodes 238 amino acids. The record is from RefSeq and is a predicted model, not a curated record. The transcript is spliced from 7 exons. NCBI's taxonomy places the organism in Eukaryota, Viridiplantae, Streptophyta, Magnoliopsida, Brassicales, Brassicaceae.